AUGUUAUUAAGGCAGGGACACAAAAUUUUUAACUUGCAAGCUUUAUCAGUAGAACUCAAGUUGAUCUUCCAGAAGAAUUAUUUGAGUUUGAACGCCUUCAACAUUAUAAAUCAAGUUGUAUUGGUGGCAUUAACAACGGACAGUGAGAAAAUAUUAAAAAUAAUGUUGAAAAUUAAGACCAAAUUCUUGAUAACGAAUAAGUUUAUCACAGAAAAUGUUGAACAUUAA
Messenger RNA from Clunio marinus, 228 nucleotides. Lineage: Eukaryota; Metazoa; Arthropoda; Insecta; Diptera; Chironomidae. The record is from the annotation of a GenBank genome assembly.